CGCACCACGGAAAUAGAGGUCGACUGAAAUUAGAUUCAAUCUAAUUUCCCAAUUGCCGAAACCCUAUUUGCGCAUCCUUUUGGCUGCAAUGGCCACUGAAGAAGAAACGACCGCCGUGGUCGAGGUCGCCACCGUACCGGCGGAAGACAAGCCGGCUGAGACGAAAGCCAGUUCGAAGCCGGGCAAGGCGAAGAAAGCCAAAGAAUCUAAAGCCAAGAAAGCCGAAGAACCUAAAGCCAAGAAAGCGCCGGCUUCUAAGAAGCCACGAGCUCAUCCUACUUACGAAGAGAUGAUCAAAGAAGCGAUCGUUAGUUUGAAAGAGAGGACGGGUUCAAGUCAAUACGCUAUUACUAAAUUCAUUGAAGAGAAACAGAAGAAUCUUCCUGGAAAUUUCAAGAAGCUUUUGCUCUUUCAUUUGAAGAAGCUUGUAGCUGCUGGGAAACUGGUUAAGGUCAAGGGCUCAUUUAAGCUUCCGUCGGCGAAGACAACUGCUUCUGCUCCGGCGAAGAAGAAACCGGCUGCUACCAAGGCGAAAUCUAAGCCUGCUGCCAAGUCCGUGAAGAGUGCUAAAUCGGCUCCUAAAGCUCCGGCGAAGACAAAAUCUGUAUCUAAGGCGAAGUCCAAAGCGGCGGCUAAACCGAAGCCAUCCACCAAGGCUAAGUCUACUACCACAAAAACAAAGGCCGCGGCUGCCGCGAAGCCGAAGAAAACCGCGGCUGCAAAGCCAAAAGCUACGACCAAGGCUAAGGCCAAGCCUGCGGAGAAGCCGACCAAAGCUGCUCGGACUUCAACAAGGACGUCCCCGGGGAAGAGAGCGGCUGCUCCGAAGAAGGUUGCCGCACCUAAAAAAGCUCUGGCGAAGAGUGUAAAGCCAAAGAGCGUCAAGUCACCGGCGAAGAAAGCCACGUCGAGGAGGGGGAAGAAAUGAGAAGGAUGGUUAGUUAAUUUGGCGCUAGUGUUGUAAAUUAGAGUGCAAUUAAUCCCGCUGUGAUUUUCUAUAUAUUUUAGUCAGAUUUCUUAUUACGUAA
This is a messenger RNA of Hibiscus syriacus, 1028 nucleotides long. RefSeq names its product histone H1-like. Lineage: Eukaryota; Viridiplantae; Streptophyta; Magnoliopsida; Malvales; Malvaceae. Gene Ontology annotation, biological process: negative regulation of DNA recombination; nucleosome assembly; chromosome condensation. Gene Ontology annotation, molecular function: structural constituent of chromatin; double-stranded DNA binding; nucleosomal DNA binding. The transcript has 2 exons. Gene Ontology annotation, cellular component: nucleosome; nucleus. The record is from RefSeq and is a predicted model, not a curated record. Bases 89 to 928 code for a protein of 279 amino acids.